UUUUGUGUGUGUUUUUCUUUCUGUAAAUUUAUGCAAACACACACACGCACACACUGGCAGUGGUUUGCAAAACGUCACGGAGACGGAUUUUUGCAGGGCUCGUAGGCAGCCCUGAACAAAACGAUAAGUUUGACAGCUCGCAGCGUCGCCGGCAAAUUCGGUUUAUUUACAAACAAAAUCCGUCCGGAAGUGGAGCAGCGGACAAUGGAUCUGGUGGCCAAGCGAAGCAUUAACUGUGAACAGGGAGCGGUACGAGCGGUCCGAUAUAAUGUGGAUGGAUCCUACUGCCUGUCGUGCGGUUCGGACAAAAAGAUCAAACUGUGGAACCCUCGCACCGGGCUGCUGCUCAAGACGUACGGUGGGCACGCGGACGAAGUCAUGGAUGCGGCCGGAAGCUGCGAAAGCAGCUACAUCGUGUCCGCUUCCCUCGACAAGAGCGUCAUCUACUGGGACGUAUCGACCGGACUGCCCGUGCGACGAUUGCGAGGCCAUGCCGGUGGCGUGACCUGCAUACGCUUUAACGAGGAAUCUUCCAUCGCCGUGUCGGGCUCCAAGGACAACACGGUCGCCUGCUGGGACAUCCGCACCCGCAAGCUGGACGCGGUACAAACGAUGCGGGAAGCGAAGGACUGCAUUACGGCGCUGGUGGUGAGCGAGCACAAGAUCAUCUCCAGCUCGCUGGAUGGGUCGAUCCGGCAGUACGAUAUACGGGCCGGGGAGCUCGUGUGCGACACGAUCGGCGUCCCGAUCACGUACCUGGUGCAAACGCGCGAUGGCCAGUGUCUGCUGGCGGCCUGCUCCGACGGUACGAUACGCCUGAUCGAUAACGAUUCGGGCGAACUGCUGGCCGUGUACAAGGGACACCGGGUGGAUGAUUAUACGAUCGAGUGUGGCAUCAUUGCGGCGGACACGAAAAUCAUUUCCGGCUCGGCGGAAGGGGCCGCCAUCGUUUGGGACCUGCUGGAGGGCAAGGAGGUGCGAAGGUUGCGCAUCGGCAGUGAAGUGGUCCAUUCGCUGGCGCCGCAUCCGACCGGGAGCGAUAUUUUGUUCGCCCGCAAGCGGCACCUGGAGGUGUGGGGCAAACCGGAAGAAGACGAGGAAGAGGUGAUUGAGUAGGGUAAUAAUAUUUUAAGGGAAAAUUUUCAAAAAAAAGAGCUAUCAUGAAGACAUUUAAAGAUCAGUGUUAAAAAG
This is a messenger RNA of Anopheles arabiensis, 1191 nucleotides long. RefSeq names its product WD repeat domain-containing protein 83. The record is from RefSeq and is a predicted model, not a curated record. Gene Ontology annotation, biological process: mRNA splicing, via spliceosome. The coding region runs from base 205 to 1116 and encodes 303 amino acids. Gene Ontology annotation, molecular function: protein binding. Gene Ontology annotation, cellular component: catalytic step 2 spliceosome. NCBI's taxonomy places the organism in Eukaryota, Metazoa, Arthropoda, Insecta, Diptera, Culicidae. The transcript has 2 exons.